Molecule: messenger RNA, 5126 nt
Organism: Myotis daubentonii (Daubenton's bat)
Lineage: Eukaryota; Metazoa; Chordata; Mammalia; Chiroptera; Vespertilionidae
Gene: PIGN
Product: phosphatidylinositol glycan anchor biosynthesis class N
Biological process (GO): GPI anchor biosynthetic process
Cellular component (GO): endoplasmic reticulum membrane
Molecular function (GO): mannose-ethanolamine phosphotransferase activity
Source: RefSeq, a predicted model, not a curated record
CUGUUGCUGGCCAGGUAGGUGUCAGGGGGCGUUCCGUGGUGGAGAUGCGUUAUGACGGCGACUGAGGAACGUUCUUUUGGCGAUCCUUUCAGUGGGCAGAGAACUCUGCCAAGAGUGGAGUCCUGCCUUCGCGCUGAGGUGGCCUCACUCCCGGAUCAGGCUUGACCGGGAUAAGCCCCAGAUUUUGUUUCCUCAGAGAGUUGUAAGAAGUUGGAUGUAGAAUUUCUUCAUGAUUGGCUUCCUGUAAAAAUGUAGUUUCCUGAUUCUACUUUCUAACCUAUAAUCAUGGACUUGUUUAUGUGAUCUUCCACACUCAUAACAAAUCAACUGGCCAGUCUUCUAUCUUUUCUUGAAGAUAUGCUGCUCUUCUUUAUUGUGGGAUUGCUCGUACAUUUUGUGUUCUUCGCCUCCAUCUUUGACAUUUAUUUUACAUCUCCUUUGGUUCAUGGAAUGACUCCUCAGUUUACGCCAUUGCCUCCUCCAGCAAGGAGACUAGUGCUCAUUGUUGCUGAUGGGCUGCGGGCAGAUGCACUUUAUGAAUUUGAUGAAAAGGGAAAUCCUAGAGCCCCAUUUAUUAGGAAUAUCAUAAUGCACGAAGGCAGCUGGGGGAUAUCUCAUACACGUGUGCCAACUGAAUCACGGCCGGGUCAUGUAGCCCUGAUAGCUGGAUUUUAUGAAGAUGUUAGUGCAGUUGCCAAAGGAUGGAAGGAAAACCCUGUAGAAUUUGAUUCUCUUAUUAAUCAAAGCAAGUACACAUGGAGCUGGGGAAGCCCAGAUAUCGUGAGUAUGUUUGCCAAAGGUGCUACAGGAAACCAUGUUUUUACACAUAGUUAUGAUGCUGACAGUGAGGAUUUUGGUGCCAAGGAUGUAACAAAACUGGAUACAUGGGUCUUUGAUAAUAUUAAGGAAUUCUUUCAUGCUGCCAAAAACAACCAAUCUUUGUUUUCUAAACUAAAUGAAGAGAAAGUAGUUUUUUUCUUACAUCUAUUAGGAAUUGAUACAAACGGACAUGCUCACCGACCCACAUCAAGGGAAUAUAAGGACAAUAUUAAACUAGUUGAUGAGGGAAUUAAAGAAAUUGUGUCCCUGCUUAAAGAUUUUUAUGGAAAUGAUGAGAAAACGGCAUUUCUCUUUACCUCUGAUCAUGGAAUGACAGACUGGGGUUCCCAUGGGGCUGGUCAUCCUUCAGAGACCUUUACUCCUUUCGUUGCUUGGGGAGCUGGAAUCAAGUAUCCCCAAAAAGUAUCAGAUCAACAGUUUAAUGAUGUGCUUUUGAAAGGAUGGAAAUUGGAGUACUGGAAGAGGCAAGAUAUCAAUCAGGCUGAUGUUGCACCAUUGAUGGCUUCUCUUAUUGGAGUUCCUUUUCCCCUCAAUUCAGUGGGAAUCCUUCCUGUGAAUUAUCUUAACAACACUGAUGCCUUCAAAGCAGAGAGCAUGUAUACAAAUGCAAAACAGAUUCUUGAACAGUUCAAGGUGAAAAUGACUCAGAAAAAAGAAGUUACUUUGCCAUUUUUGUUUACACCAUUUAAGUUGCUUUCUGAUUCUAAACAGCUUGACAUUUUAAGAAAAGCAAGAUCUUAUAUAAAACAGGAAAAUUAUGAUGAAGCAGUCUUCCUUUGCAUGGAGCUGAUUCAUCUCUCAUUGGAAGGAUUGACCUAUUAUCACACUUAUGACAGAUUCUUUUUGGGCAUCAAUGUUCUGCUUGGUUUUGUGGGAUGGGCGUCUUAUGCUUCUUUGCUGAUUAUCAAAUCUCAUUCCAGCCUUACCAGAGGCGUUAGUAAAGAAGUUAAGAAACCACGCCAUCUCCUGCUGUAUAGUUUUGUGACUAUUGGCAUUUUAAUGGCAUUUUUUCUGCUGAUUCAAGCCUGUCCCUGGACUUAUUAUGUGUAUUGCUUGUUGCCAGUGCCUAUAUGGUAUGCGGUUCUAAGAGAAUACCAAGUUAUUCAAGACCUUGUCACAUCACUGUUGACCUUCCCCUCACGUCAUUUUGUUGGAUACCUGUUAGCACUUGCCUUGGGAAUUGAAGUAUUAGUUCUCAGUUUUUUCUACCGCUAUAUGCUUACUGCUGGACUUAUUGUAUUUGCGGGUUGGCCAUUUACCACUCAGCUGUGGACGCGAGCAAAGAGCAUCUCACUGAGUUGGAUUUUCUUCUGUUUGCUCCUGGCAGUGUUCCCACUGAUGCCUGUUGUAGGACGAAAGCCAGAUAUCUUUCUAGUAAUGGGUGCAGGCCUGCUGGUCCUUCUGCUGUCCCUGUUUGUUGUAACAUCUCUCAUAAAAACAAAAGAUAGGUUUGUAAAUGACAAGCUAUUGUUACAUCUAUUACAGAUGCUGAGCACAGUGCUUUCCAUGUGGGCUGUGUAUAGCACCCAUAAUAGCCUACUUAAGAAACAAGGACUUCCUCUUAUUAAUCAGGUGGUUAGCUGGAUAAUAUUAGCCUCCUCCUUCGUGGUGCCCCUGCUGAGUCCCAGGAACCUCUUGGAGCGAUUGUUUAGUAUACUCGUCUCAUCGAUGUCAGCCUACCUCCUUCUAAGCACAGGGUAUGAGGCUCUCUUCCCAUUAGUGUUGUCAUGUUUGAUGUUUGUCUGGAUACAUAUGGAACAAGAAACCCUACAACAAUCUGGUGUUUCCUGCAAACAGAAGGUCACCAGUAUCCAUUUCUCCUACAACACUGAUAUAACCCAGUUUCGACAGCUCUGUCUGGAUGACAUCCGUAGGGCCUUUUUCCUUGUUUUCUUCUUAGUGACAGCAUUUUUUGGAACUGGGAAUAUAGCUUCUAUUAACAGCUUUGAUCUUGCCUCUGUCUACUGCUUUCUGACUGUGUUUAGUCCUUUUAUGAUGGGAGCCCUGAUGUUGUGGAAGAUUUUUAUCCCCUUUGUUCUGGUGAUGUGUGCUUUUGAAGCCGUUCAAUUAACUACCCAGUUAUCAUCAAAAAGUCUUUUUCUCAUGGUUCUCAUCAUAUCAGACAUUAUGGCUUUGUACAGGCAUACCUCACAGAUAUUUCAGGCUCAGUUCCAGACCACCUCAAUAAAGCAACACCACGAUAAACAUUUUUUCUUCUUGGUCAAGGAUUAUGGCAGCUGGCUUGAUAUUGGAACAAGCAUCAGCCACUACGUGAUUGUCAUGUGCAUGACCAUCGUUCUGGUGUUUCUCAACGGCCUGGCCCAGCUGCUCACCACAAAGAAACUCAGACUGUGUGGCCAACCUAAAAGCCACCUCAUAUGAUGUCACAGAAGCAUCCUUCCGCAUCUGGGUCCUGUUUCUCAUUCUCCUUUGAAAUUAAAAUCUUAUCAAGGAUUCAGAAGGAAGAUGGGUUUUGAUGUGUGGUACAUUCUGCUCCUAUAAAGAAAAUUACACGUGGAAUUCUGAACUUACAGGUUGUCUGGAAUAAAGGAGCUUCCAUUUUCUUUAGUUUCUGCAUGUGUUAAAUUUAAAUAGUGAUUAUGUCUGUGGAAAGCCCGGUAAAGCAUUCUCCAGGUUCAUGUUUUCCCUUGAGCUGGCAGCUCUUCUUUCUGACAGUUCAGAGCACCUGUAACCAUCUGGUCCCCAACCUUACGGCUCCCCGUAUCAGCAGAGGAGAAGCGCUCCUGGGGGGGGCCUCCCCAUCACUUCCCGAACCAGUGCAAGGGCUGAACCUGAUCAAAAUCUCCAGGUGGCACCAUCAAUAUUUAUCAAGUCUCAGAACUGGUUUUGCAGAUAAUUCAAACUACUAAACGGUAACACCAGGAAAACUAUCAGGAUGUGUUAUUUAAAUUUACAAAAGCUUCCCUUGAAAACAAUGUUUGCAGGUGUUUGUAAUUUUUCUUCAGAAUGCAACAAUAUUACCUUAAGCAUCUUAGUGCUGUUUCUAGGCUUUUCAAAGUCAGCCAUCUAGAUGCAGGUUUGACCUUCACUUUUUUCUUUUUUAUUUCUGGAUUCUCAUGGAAUUCCUGGAGAUAGAAAAGUAGAAAAUGCUUGGUGUUCAUGUGUUAUCCAUCGGAGGGAGGGGGUGCAUAGAAGGAUUUGUUUUUAAUUAUAGAUUCAGUAUUUGUUAACCCCAUAUCUUUUACCAUGUAUUGUUUCGACAAAAUUCUUUAAAUCCACGGUUAAACUUUCUGACAAUAUCAUACGAAUCAGAGUUAAAAUUGCUUCUCUUUCUGUUUGUGACAUUCUAACCCAAAGGCCUAAAGUCAUCUAAUUAAAUUUAAAUUUCUAUUUGUAAACUAAUUCUUAUGGACAGAAUAUUUUGAGAGUAAUUUUUAUUUGGCUUUUUCAUCAAGGGACCUUUGCAUGUCACUGUAGAGUUGGCCUUUUGUUCAUGGUCUAUCAGUAGAUUUUGGCUAGUACUAAGUUUCACUGGUCUGAGUCCCCUUUUUAAAAAAUAAUUGCUUUUGAAUUAAGUUGUAGCAUUUCUAACUCACAUUAAUGACGAGGCCCUCUGCAAAUAAAGUUUUCAGAUUGGCAGGUUUGUGAACGAACACAAUUUAGAAGAUUCAAAAAUCAGUUUGGCAAUAUGGACUUUCUUAAUUUCUGUUUAUGAUGAAGGAUAAUUAUAAUUUAUUUAUGAUAGUACUUCAUGGUAUACCAGCAAACGCAUUCCAGUAUAAAAGAAAAGAAAGGUGUAUUUUUGUCAUUGUAAGACCUCGUGCCGCGGUUUGCACUGUAAAAUCUAGGGGGACCACUGAGGCUUGUCGGUGGCAGACAGUGACAUUGGCAGAGAACCACCAACUUCCUCUUUGUCUCAAAGGAUUUUUAAUCAGUUUUUCCACAGCUCAGAGAAAAUGGACUUUAUAAACACUUAACUCUUUUUAUAUCAUUUUUGCCUUUUCCUUUUUCCAGAUUUUUAGAGGAAUUAAUGAAUAGUUUAUUACAACAUUGUAAAAAGUGCUCGGUGCUUUAUCUUUAUUUUGCUCUUCACAAUAUAUCUUUGUCUUCAUAUUGUUUUGAGUCAGAGUGAGUUUACAAAGCAGGAGUCCACGCCUGCAGCCACAGGCUUGGCUUGCUGCACUGUCUGGACCCCUCAGAAUCCCCGGCAUCUGCCAGAUGGGCCUUUUCUAUUGCUCAGCUUAUCAAAUAUUUUAAAGUGUUUUUGAAAAGCUUAUUUUUGUAUUGAAUAAAAGAAAAAAUAAAGAAGAGAUAAGUAAAAUGUA